Molecule: messenger RNA, 1315 nt
Organism: Telopea speciosissima
Lineage: Eukaryota; Viridiplantae; Streptophyta; Magnoliopsida; Proteales; Proteaceae
Product: oleoyl-acyl carrier protein thioesterase 1, chloroplastic-like
Exons: 7
Coding region: 33-1151 (372 amino acids)
Biological process (GO): fatty acid biosynthetic process
Molecular function (GO): acyl carrier activity; fatty acyl-[ACP] hydrolase activity
Source: RefSeq, a predicted model, not a curated record
AAGGAAUCAGAAAGAGAGACAGCGAGAAGAAGAUGUCGCUGAAGGGAUGUGUUAAUGCGCCGGAUCAGCAGCUUCGAACUCUAAUAACUCAAAACCGAUCUCUUGCCGCUACCAAAGCAUUAUUGACUCGCGGUGGAAUCGCGGUUGUCUCCUGCUGCUCUUCCCCUACCGCCUCUCCACCGCUCACCGCGUCGCAAAUUUCCAAUCCCAACGCUUUGGGAGGAGCAUCGAGGAAUUCCAGUACUGACCGGCCGUUCUUGAGUUUGGUGGACCAAUUCCGGCUUGGGAGCUUGGCUGAAGAUGGGCUCUCCUACAAGCGGAAAUUCAGAGUGAGGAGUUGCGAAGUUGGCCCUAAUAAGACCUCUACAAUAGCAGCCAUUGCCAUCCUCUUGCAGGAAGUUAGUUGCAACCAUGUCCAGAGCUUAGGGUACACAGAUGGAUUUGGGAGAAGCUACACUAUGAUGCAGUUGCACCUGAUAUGGGUGGUUACGCGAAUGCACAUUGAAGUUUACAAAUACCCAACAUGGGGUGAUGUGAUUGAGAUUGAGACAUGGUACGAAGGUGGAAGAGUUGGGAGCAGACGUGACUGGGUUCUCAAAGAUGCCACUGGUACUGUUAUUGGAAGAGCUACCAGCAAAUGGGUGAUGAUGAACCAAGACACAAGGCGAGUCCACAAAGUUAAUGAUGAGGUGCUGGAUGAAAUUCUGAGUUACUGUCCACGAACUCCACGGUUAGCUUUUCCUGAGGAGAAUAACAGUAGCCUGAAGAAAAUUCCCAAGCUUAAAGAGCCUGCACAAUAUUAUAUACAAGGGCUUAAGCCUAGAAGAUCUGAUCUGGACAUGAACCAGCAUAUAAAUAAUGUCACCUACAUAGCAUGGAUUCUUGAGAGCAUGCCUCAAGAAAUUAUCGACACUUGUGAACUUCAAAAGAUCACAUUGGAUUACAGGCGAGAAUGCCUACAUGAUGAUCUGGUUGAUUCCUUAACUACUGUGGAACAAAUGGAGGGUGCAAAAGAAGAUCUAGAGCUUAGACCUACCACUGGGAAUAAACAUGAAGAAGACUGCUGUCAGUUCGUGCAUUUCAUGAGGUUGUCAGGUCCUGGACCAGAACUAAACAGGGGUCGCACUGAGUGGAGAAGGAAAUUGAACUAGGUUGGGCAAUAAUUUGGUUUAUUGUACUGGUUGUUAUCUUUAAUUGUUUACAAAUUGAACUCCACAAUACUGUGACAGGGAUCCUAAUGAUCUAGUCCAGUUGUCCAUAAUAGCAUUGUGUAGAUGUUUAGGAUUGUAUAAUGAGAGCUUGAUCUGUUGCAAGU